AUGGCAGAUGCCAGGUCUGUAGGAAGCGCAGAAUCAAGUAGGUCAGGUACUAGUAGUACGUCCAGAGCAACAUCGUCCUCACGACGACAAGCGAAGAUUCAGGCCGCUGCGAAGACGUUACGUCUUGAACAGGAAUUUCUGGCAAAGAAAUUCGAACAAGACAAAAGACUAGUGGAGCUGGAGUUGGCCGAGGACCUAGCUAGGCUCUCCGAUGAGGAAAGUAUUCCGGACGACAGUAGCCAACGUAGCUCACAUCGCUCCUCAACUGCAAGUGUGCGCUCAAAUCGUAGCGGUGCUCUCUCGAUCUCCAACUGCAGUUCUGGAUAUAUGAACGCUGCGGAUGAGCAGUCAGUGCAGGAAGUGGAGUCUGACAGCCAAAGACGCAGCAACGUUAGUUUGAGCAAUCACAGUGACACUGACAGAGGAGAUUGUGUCCGACCUGCAGUAACUGUCGCACCCCAGUCUGAGCUGACAAGACCUGCCAGACCACCGCCACAGCCUCCUGUACACCGUGUACAGGCCAAGCGUCCACCUAUCAUGAAUGCUGCAGCCAGGAGCUUCAAGCCAGCAAAGGCUGGUGCAGCCAGUAGAACGCACCUUGACUCUGAUGCGCCACACCGGUCUGUGAGCGCACAGAAUCCAGCCACCCGUCCACAUGGUCCAGAGGAUCCCACUGCAUCUGCACGAUACGUUCAGAACUGGGUAAACAGCGUGCCACACAGUGCUGGGUAUGUUGGUAUUCCGCAGUUCCAGAUAAAGCCGCUGGAACUGCCCAAAUUCAAUGGCCAACAGGAGAGCUAUCUUCGAUGGCGCCAGCGAUUCAUGCGUCUCGUAGACGACGACCUCAUGUCAACGGAGGAUUAUAAGAUGGCACGGCUGCGUGAGGCGCUGGAUGGUGGGAAGGCUGAAGAACUUGUCAGUGGUAUUCUGGACGGCCCUGGGGCAUACAGUGCCGUGCUGAAGGAGCUCGACCAGUGGUUUGGCGGCGACAACCGGGAGCUGGAACGGCAACAGCAGGAACUAUUGGCCAGUCCCCGGAUCUCUCGGGAAGAUGACACAACAGCUUUGCAACGACUUGCAGUGAAGCUGAGAAACGUUCUGCUUAACCUGAAAACGGCCAACGUCGUACCCGGACGCGAACUGUACAUAGCAGUGUCUCAGAAGCUCCCAAGACGGAUGCUGUCCCGAUUCCUGGAUCGGUAUGAUGACCAGAGCUGUGAUGCGGAGGUGUUGUCUACCUGGCUGCUGAAGCAGGUGCACAGAGCGCAGCAGGUGGAUGCGCGCCUCGCACUUCCCAGAGAGGCCGCCACAGCAUCUACCCGCAAGCCGUACGACGCCCACAGCAGCAGAGCGCCCAGCUCAGGUCAAACCCAACAUGCAUUCCAUGCCUCGAGGGGUAAGCCAGCGGAGACUCCCAAUGCAUGUUUCAAGUGUGACGGUAAUCAUCUCCUGAGCCAGUGCCCCGCCUUCACAGCAAUGUCGGUACGAGAACGCUGGGAUUUAGUGAAACCCACACCUCUCUGUAUUUGCUGCUUGCGACCUGGCCACCGUAGCAUGUCCUGUAGCGGGUCCACCUGCGCAAAGUGCAACGGCAAGCACCAUGCACUGCUGCAUUUCGACAAGUUCAGCAGCAACAAGCUUCAGCAGAAGCAGUCUAAUAGCAGUAACAGUCAGGGCAAGGUACCUGUCAAGGAGCAAGUUCUGCAUGUGUGCCGCUCGCAACCACGACGAACGUCUCUCCCUGCCAUAUCAUUCAUGACAGUCCCGGUCACAGUUCGCAACGGGAGUCAAGAAACCGUAUGCAGAGCACUACUUGAUCCUGCAUCCACCAGCACAUAUAUCAAAGCCGCAGUGGCUGAAGCUAUCGGCUUGACUGGAGAUCCGGAACCGCUCCAAGUGACCACACUUGGUGGCAGCCAGAUGGAGGCCAUGCGCCGACGCGCACCGGUGACCAUUCAAAGUACAGACAGCAGCUUGACCCACCAGAUCAGCGCUUGGGUUCUGCCAUGUGUCACAGCCGACACAGUGGCCGUCGACUGGAGUCAACACCAAGAUGCCUGGACGCAUCUGCACGACAUACCAUUCCCAACUAUGGACACCGGCGACAUUGGUCUGCUGAUUGGCGUGGAUGCUGCGCCACUCCACACAGCGCUGGAAGAGCGACGUGGCCCCGAUGAUGCGCCGAUUGCCCGUCGGACCCCGCUCGGUUGGGUUUGCUAUGGCCCCACAGGUACAAGCACCGAGAGGUCCCAGCCUAUCAUCACGAACUGUGCCACUGCCGCUGUACGAUCAGAGAUGACCUCCUCUGGCACAGAACCGCGUCUGGAUGAGCUUGUCCUCAACCUAUGGGAUACUGAGUCCAUUGGUGUUGUGAACGCUGACCAGCGAUACCGCACACCAGCAGAACGUGAAGCGGAGGAACUGGCCACGGCUACCAUGCGCCAUGAUGGGCAGCGGUACGAAAUCGGUCUUCCCUGGAUCCGCCCAACUGGUCCGAACAUCACAUCAAACCGCGCUCAAGCUGAACAGCGCUUGAGAGGUCUAGAAAAGACCCUGUCAGCCAAGCCAGCGAUCCAGGCAGAAUAUCACCGCGUCCUUGCAGCACAUCUGGAGAAAGGGUACAUCCGGAUUGUGCCUGAAGCCAUCGCCGCAGCAGACUGCCAGCACCAGUGGUACCUGCCACACUUCCCAAUCGUCCGGGAGGACAAGAGCACCAGCAAGGUUCGUGUUGUGUUUGACGCCGCUGCCGUCUGGAAAGGUCGCAGCAUCAACGCAGAAAUGCACACGGGACCACGCCUACAGAACGACAUCGUUCGCAUCCUGUUGCGGUUCUCUGCUGAACCAGUAGCUCUCGUUGCCGACAUCAGUGAGAUGUUUAUGCAAGUAGGGCUCAAAGAAGAAGAUCGGCGAUUCACUCGGUUUCUGUGGCGUGCCAGCCCAGACGAUGAUAUGCAAGUGUAUGAGUUUAACCGGUUGGUCUUCGGCCUAAGAGCAUCGCCCUAUCUCGCCGGCAAGGCUCUACUGCAAACAGCACAAGAUUUCGCGACCGACUCGAUGCGCAGCAACGACCUUGUCCAAGUGGUCGAGGAGAGCUUCUAUGUUGACGAUCUUCUGGACUCCUUCCAGUCAGCUUCUGUGGCAAUAGAUGCCCAGCAACAACUGACACAGCUACUACAGUCUGGUGGUUUCAAGCUUCGCAAGUGGCUAAGCAACUCUACCGAGGUGAUUGAGUCCGUGCCAGAAGCCGACAGAGCCCCGCAGGUGUCCCUGGAUGUCAACAGUAACCAGCACUGCACUCUACCGUCGUCUAAGACCCUGGGCGUCAUGUGGCUUGCUGACAAGGACGUAUUUACCUUCCGAUAUAAGGCACCAGAGGCGUCCCAGCAAUUAACCAAGCGAUACGUUCUACGACAGAUGGCAAUGAUCUUCGAUCCAAGAGGUCAGCUCACACCGUUCACGAUGCGUGCACGAGUACUGUUUCAGGAGGCAUGUGUCGCUGGAUAUGGUUGGGACGAGCCGCUGAAUGACGACGACACGGCUCGUUGGAAGCGCUGGCUAUCAGAGUUACCCGACCUGGCACAGAUCCACGCUGACCGAUGUUUCAAGUACACCGAUGCGGAUCCAACCUGCGUGAAGACGGAAGUUCACACGUUCGUCGAUGCAUCGGAUGCAGCUACAGCAGCAGCCUGCUGCGUCCGUACUGAAUAUCCAGACGGACGCGUGAAGGUGACACUGGCAUUCGCUAAGUCACGGCCAACUCCUAUCAAGAAGCUAAGUAUCCCGAAGCUCGAGCUGAAAGGAGCAGUCCUUGGAGUACAGCUAAGUAAAGAGCUGGAAGCAGCGCUGAAGAUACCAUUGACGGAGCAUCGUUUCUGGACGGACAGCCUCAAUGUGUUGUACUGGCUGAGAUCCCACAGCCGACGAUUCAGCACAGAUAUCGGUGUAAAAAUCUCGGAGAUUCAACGUGCCACAUCGCCCCUGCAAUGGCAACAUGUGCCCGGUAAGAUCAACCCGGCAGACCUACCCACACGAGGAAUGCCAGCCACCUCACUAGCAACGAGCAGCACAUGGUGGACAGGACCAGAGUUUCUGUCCAAGCCAUCGACCGAGUGGCCGCAACGCGAUAUCACCGUCCCAAGCAAGCUUCUAGGAGAAACUAAGCGACACCAAGCGUUGACGUUUGUCGCCGAAGCCACGGCAUCUAGACUGCGUCCCGAGAACUUUUCAUCCUGGAACCGACUGAAGCGUGUCACGGCUUGGAUAAUCCGGUUCUCCUCAAACUGCCGAGGUGCCAAGAAGGGGGAAGAACCUGAAGGCAGUGAUGCGGUCUCUCGUGUAGCUGUGUCGUCGGCAGAGAAUGUAGCAGUUCCCGAACUGUCGGCAACUGAAAUACAGCGAGCAGAACGGCACUGGAUCAGCGUUGCCCAGCAGGAGUGUUACUCGGCCACUAUUUCGACCUUACAGCGGGAGAAAAGUGUUAAGCCCUCAGACCCUUUGCUCCGGCUCAAUCCAGUCCUAGACACCGCUGAACGGCCAUUUGUACUACGCGUUGGAGGCAGGCUGGAGCAGGCAUCAGCAAUGUCGGAAGGUACGAGGCAGCCACUGAUACUGCCGUAUCGGCAUCCAGUAUCUGACCUCAUCAUUGCCAAUGAGGAUCGCAAAACCCACCAUGCCGUCGGCACGAAUCAUCUGUGGGCCAACCUGACAACUUCGUAUUGGCUGAUCAAAGGCAAACAAGCGAUCAAAUCGCAUCGCCUACGAUGUAAUGGCUGCAUUCGGCACUGGAGGAAGCCUGCAGACCAGCUCAUGGGCCAACUUCCUGCCGCUCGAGUUGCUAUGACGAAGCAGGCCUUCCAGCAUGUUGGAGUGGACUUCGCAGGCCCAUUCCUAACCCGUCAAGGUCGUGGACGCUCACAAUUGAAGCGCUAUCUCUGCCUCUUCACAUGUCAGGAGACACGAGCAUGCCAUUUAGAGAUGGCCUAUGACCUCUCCACUGAAGGCUUCCUGAUGUGUUUUGACCGAUUUUGUAAGCGCCGCGGAGCACCACGUCUGGUAGUGUCAGACAACGGCAGAAACUUUGUGGGUGCAGAACGUGAGCUGCGUGAUGCCCUUCAAGCUAUUGACCGAGGUCAAGUGGUCACCCGUACAGCGACACAGCACACGUCGUGGACGUUCAACCCGCCCCGGGCACCACACCAUGGCGGCUUCUUCGAAGCGCUUGUCCGGUCAGCCAAGCGAGCAGUGUUUGCUAUACUGCAUUCUGCUAACUUCACUGAUGAAGAACUGCAAACUGCCUUUGUUCAGGCAGAGGCCCUGUUAAACAGCCGGCCACUGACUACAGUUGGAUCAGAUGCUGAUGAUCUCGCCCCGUUGACACCUCAGCAGUUCCUCAUUGGCCACAUUCAGGUGGAAACGGCCAUAGAAGCGGCACAAGCUUCUAUGACACCAGCACACCCGCAGAGACGGUGGAAAGCUGUGCAGGUUGCUGUGGACCACAUCUGGCAACGCUGGCUGAAGGAAUUUGUGCCCACACUUAAUAUCCGACAACGUUGGAGAACGCGCAGUCGCAACAUAACGGUUGGCGACAUGGUAUUGUACAUGGCACAGGACACGCCCCGUGGAAUGUGGCCUCUCGGCAAAGUGGUGGACGUUUUCCCCGGAGCAGACGGUCUCGUGCGUGUGGUGGACAUCCUCGUCAAAGGCAAAACGUAUCGGCGUCCGACCAACUUGCUGGUUCCACUUGAGGUAGAGCCGGAGGUGCCUGCCAAGUAA
Molecule: messenger RNA, 5772 nt
Organism: Sycon ciliatum
Lineage: Eukaryota; Metazoa; Porifera; Calcarea; Leucosolenida; Sycettidae
Exons: 1
Coding region: 1-5772 (1923 amino acids)
Biological process (GO): DNA integration
Molecular function (GO): nucleic acid binding
Source: RefSeq, a predicted model, not a curated record